This is a messenger RNA of Triticum aestivum (bread wheat), 1718 nucleotides long. Its product is annotated as WD repeat-containing protein 53. The record is from RefSeq and is a predicted model, not a curated record. The coding region runs from base 123 to 1424 and encodes 433 amino acids. Gene Ontology annotation, molecular function: protein binding. The transcript has 10 exons. NCBI's taxonomy places the organism in Eukaryota, Viridiplantae, Streptophyta, Magnoliopsida, Poales, Poaceae.
UACUUCAAUCGAGGGUCACACGCACCCGUGCCGUGCUUUCUCAGCCUGGGGGAGGUUCUGCGCCGACGACAAGGGUCAAGGGGGGAAGAGAAAGCCUCGCGUCUUCACCGGCCACGCGCGCCAUGUCCGAGACAGAAACGGCGGCGGCGGCGGCGGCGGCGACAUCGGCGGACCGGAAGGCCCGGCGGCUGCGGGGGCACAAGAAGGGCGCCGUCACCUGCUGCGUCGCGUCCUCCGCCCGCCCGGGCGUCGUGGCGUCAUCCGGCGAGGAUGGAUGUCUUUGCUGGUUUGAUUUGCGCACCAAAGAUGUGCUCUUGACCAUUGAGGCAGCAAAUAAACCUAUUUCUUCCAUCUGUUUUAAAUCAGGAAAUGAAGAUCAUGUAUAUAUAUCAGCUGGAAACGAAAUUCUGUCCUUUGAUAUUCGUAUGGGAUCUCAAUCAAAGCCACUGGAGACGUAUAACUACAAUAGAGAUGAAAUCAACCAGAUUGCUGUCAGUUCUAAAGGCUAUCUUGCUGCUGCAGAUGACAGUGGGGAUGUUAAGAUUGUCAAUACCACUCAAAAGUGCUUGUACAAAAGAUUGAGGGAAGCCCACACAAGUGUAUCCUUAUAUGGUCUGGAUAAACUCAUACCUUUUCAUCAAAUAACAGUGUUUAGGUUUAGUUUUGCGUAUUAUUAUUCCCACUUUAAUGUCUCCGUUGCCCUGCAACUGUCUUCCUUAGCAAUAUUUCAACAGAUUUGCAGCAGUGUACAAUUCAUUCCUUGGAGACCUUGGACAGCAAUUACUGGUGGCCUCGACUCAAAGCUUGCUGUGUGGGAUUUCUCCAAAGGGCGAACACUAUUUUCUAUUGAUUAUGGAUCACCUGAGUUGCAAAAUAGCAGUUCUUCGGGUAGUACAGGGCAAUGUCUCAACCCUGCUUUCGUUCACUCGGUAGCAGUUUCUGAAGAGGGCAUUUUAGGAGGGUUGUACAAAGUUUGUGCCGUUGCAAGGGGGGACGGUGCUGUUGAUGUAGUUGAUCUAGAAUAUGAAUUGGCCCCUGCAAAAUCCAAAGGCCCUUCUCGGGCAAGGGGGUCGACCAUGAGCUCAAAAACAACUGAUCUUGGGGAUGGGAGCAAUAAUCAAUGUCAAAGGAGAAGGAUCCAUCUUGAUUACUCAAUGGGUGGCCAUACUGCAGCUGUCUCCUGUGUGGCAUUUUCAGCGUUUGGUGAGAAGGGAAAGUUACUUGUUUCAGGUGGUAACGACGCAUCACUGAAAGUAUGGGAUUGGUCCAAAGGAUUUUCUCCUGAAACAAGCAGCAAUAGUGAACUGGUGUUGGAUAUUGAUGUGAAGAAAAAGGUAAAUUGGUUGUGUACUGCUCCAACUGAUUCAGAUAACCUGAUUGUGUGCGACACAUCCAAGGUGGUCAAAGUAUAUAAUUUCUUGUAGAUGGAGAAAUGCGCGGUGUUGCCUUAUGGACAGUUUUCUGGGUAUGACACAACAUGUUUCCUGGUCAUCAGUGCCAUGUUUGCCCUGACUCCUGUCUUUUCAUAUGAACCCAAGCCAGCUGCAGCUAGACCUGGUGAAAUGACAGUACAUGACUUGAGAGGCUCUGCAGAAACCAUUUUUUGUAACGAGACAAAAGUUAUGUGGUACUGAAAUCUUGUACUCUGAUGUGCUGCUAGGAUAGACAUGUAUAUCUUUGUUGUGUUGGCGUUAUAAAUGUAUGGUUUCAGUAUGGAA